Paramecium pentaurelia is the source of this 4447-nucleotide messenger RNA. Lineage: Eukaryota; Ciliophora; Oligohymenophorea; Peniculida; Parameciidae. The record is from the annotation of a GenBank genome assembly.
AUGUUUAACCAAUUUUUGAAUCAUAUUCGAAAAGUUGAUCAAUUUGGAGUUAUCUUUUAACCUAAAAUCAAAUACUCUACUAAUGAGUACAAGACUGCUAUGGGAGGAAUAAUGUCAAUCAUUCUUUACGGAUUGAGUUUCGGCUAUUUAAUAUAUAGUUUUGUGUAGUAUGGAUAAGGGUCUAUUCUUCCAAAAAUUACAUCUAUUUAAGCCAAGGCAAGCCAAUAGAGCAUAUCUUUUGAGAACGAAUUAAUGUCAUUCAAGAUCAGGCCUGGGGAUGAUAAUUAAAUAAAUCCAUUUGAUCCAACGGCUCUAAUACUUGUACCAUUUGUGCUCCCAUUUUUGAAUAAUGAAAUACCCUUAGGUUAAUAUUUGAACUUUGAAUAAAUUUCAUUUUAAGGAAAUACAAUCUCCAUUCGGAAUUUGAAAUUAUAAUAUGGAGAUCCUUCAUCAGUAGAAACAGAACAAAUAAUUGCAUUUGUAGGAUGCAAACAAGCUGAUAUACAACCACCAUUCGCUUGUGCAAAUGAGAGUAUAAGGAAUAAGUUCUUUUCUUAAUCUAGUAAUGCAAUGAUUGCAACUACUUAAGUAAAUUAAUUCAAUACUGAUAAAAGAACUUUGGAAGAGGUAGGUAAAGAAUAAGUUUUGGCAAUAGUUGAUAAUUCAACAUAUUUUUAAACUACGAAUUUGAAUAUUUAAGAAUCAUCAGUUGAUACAGGAUUUUUAUUGGAAUCAACUGAGAAGUUUGUUUAUGCUACGGAUUAUUAUUUAACAAGUUAACAAAUAGAUUAAUAGUAUUUUAGAAAUACAUUUAAUUAUGAUGCUUAUUUAGUGUUUUAAUUGAGAAUUGGUAAAUUGAAAUAUUAUUAGAGUAUACAAUAUCCAAAAAUUAGUGAAAUUUUAGCAGAUGCAGGUUCAAUUGCAUCCACAAUUUUAUUGUUAUCCUAUUUUGUUAUUCUUUGUAAUUAGACUCUUUUGGAGAAACAAUCUUUGAAUGAUAUAAUUUAGAUCUAUUAUCCAUCAUAUAAGGAUAUAUAGAUUAAGAAGACUUUUUAUGGUUAGAUAAGGGAAGUGAUUUAUAAGGGGAAAAUAUAAGAUUUAGAGAAAUUUAAAUAAUAUUAGAAGGAGUUAUAGGAAAGAGCAGAGAAGAAAUUAACUAUUAUAAAUUAAGUUUAUGAGAUUUCUAGAUUAUAAUUUAUAAUUUAAAAUAUUUUAAGAUCAAAGGAGUAAAUAAGAUAGAGUCAUAAAAUUGGAAUUAAAUUAAAGUAAUUUGAUAUACCUAAAUUGAUAAAUGAAGAGAAUUUAAAUGGAAAUUAAAUAGUAAUUAUAUAAUAUAAUUAGAUACCUCAUUCAUAAUUAAAUUUUUCUACUUCAAAAUUAGUAGUAAUUGAUAGUCAGAGUGAUUCAUUGUAGAAUCUUAAAGUAAAUUAAUAAAAAUAAUAAAAAUAUAGAAAUAAUAAUAGUAGAAUACAAUAGAAGAAUCUAAUGAUGAGAAUCAAUUAAAUGAUGAAGAUUUUGAGAUUCUAAUUUAACCUAAUGAAUUAGAAGAAUGAAAUUAUAUUAAUUAUUAGAAUAAUAUUAUUAGAAAAUAAUUAAUUAAAAUUACACAUGUCCACUUUAUAGUAUGUGAGAGAAAUCAUUAGUAAAUAGAUUUCAACUCUAUCAAAUCCAAUUGGUGAAGAUAAAAAGGCAUUAGGUAAAUGUUAACACUUAUUAAAUUAGAAUCUGAACCAUACCACAAUUUACAAAAGUCAAGUGUAUUAUUAGAAUCCAGGUGUUUCAAUGAUCCUUAAUUAUAAGACAAGAAAUGUAGAUAAAUACUUUCUAAAUUAAUAUAUCUAAUCAAUUAGGUAAUUGCUAAUAUUAAUAUCUAUAUAAUAGGGUGAGAAAUUCAAUGAUCAAGAAUCUUUGAGUUUAUUUUUUGGAAUAACAAAAUUGUUUUCAUCAAAUAAUGUAGAUUUGAGAAGAAUGAUUUAUUUAAUGAUUAAAGUAAUCUAUUAUGAUAUAUUUAUUUUAGGAAUUCAAAGAUGAAAAUUCCAUGUAUGUUGUAAUCAGUUGUUUGGCUAAAGAUAUUACUUCCAAAAAUGAUCUCUUUAGAAUUAAUGCUUUACGUACACUUCCAUAUGUUCUUGAUUAAUCUAAUUUAGUUUAAUUGGAUAGAUAUUUGAAGAAUGUAUAUUCUUAUAUUAUAUUUCAGGCAAUCCUAGAGAAGAGUUAACCAAUUUCUAGUGCUGCUUUAAUAGCUGGUUUAUAAAUUUUUAGAAUAAGUCCUGAUUUUAUAAGAAAGUGGACUAAUGAAGUUGCUGACAGACUCAAUUCCAAAUAUCCAUAAAAUAGUUUCCAUGCAUUAUUAUUACUUCAUGAAAUCAAAAGCAAUGACAAAGUCACAUUCACUAAAAUCUUAACUGGAUUAACUAAAGAAACUCUUGUACCUAUUGCUAACAUGCAAGUAAUUAGAUUCAUAAGAGAAAUACUAAAUACUGAUGAAUUAGAUUAACAAUAUGAAAAAGUAAGUAUCUCUAAUAUAUUUAGUUAUUCAUUGAAUAUCUAUUAAGACAAAUACACAAAUCUUAAGAAAUAGUCAUUUUUGAAGCUUGUAAAGCAUUAUGUGAUUUAAAAUCGCUUUCCAAUAAAGAUCUUUAACCUAUGGUCUAAAUUGUUACUGUAUUCUUAUAAUCAAGCAAUGUGAUCAAUAAGUUUGUGGCACUCAAAAUAUUAAAUAGAUUAAUUUCAAAUCCUAUUAGAAGAUCCCUUAUCACACCCUCAUAAAUUGAACCACUUAUAUAAGAUUCAAAUAAAUCAUUAUCUUCAUUGGCUGUUUCAAUAUUAUUAAAAGUCUGUUAAGAAACAAAUAUUGAAAGACUCUUAAAUUAAAUUUAUGAAUACUUAAAUGAUAUGAGUGAUGAAUUUAAAAUUGAUGUUCUUAGAAGUGUCAAAGCAUUAGCUAAGAAUUCACCAACCAAAUGGAAAUCUAUUAUUAGUUUCCUUCAAUAAACCUUUAAAUGUGAAGCCUCUUAAGAAUUUAAGAAAUAUUCAAUUGAAAUCUUUGAAUUUAUUAUUCAUGAAAUUCCUGAAGCAAGAGAAAAUGCUAUCAUGGCAUUAGCUGAUUACAUAGAGGAUUGCUAAUAAAGUGCACUAUAAUUAAGUGUAUUGAGUAUUCUCAAUAGAGAAGCAUCAAAAAAACAAUGUCCUACAAGAGUGAUUAGGAUUGUAAACAAUAGAUUACAUCUUGAAGAUGCUGAAAUUAGAGCUGCAGCUGUAGGUGUACUAGGCAAAUUCUUACUUCAUUAUCCUAAGGAAAAGACAAACCUUAUUGAAUUAUUAUAAGCUGCUGCCUAGGAUCCUGAUGAAGAAGUUAGAAAUCGUUCUCGAUUUUAUAUUAGUGAAUCUGCAGCACCCAAAGAAGAAAACACUCCAUUAUCUAUAGAAGAAUUAGAUGCGAUUGAAGCCUAUUUAUAAUAAAAUAUUUAGGAAAUUCAACAAUCUAAUGAAGAGGUAUUACAAUUAGAAAAGAUUAUGGCAUAUGCAGAAUAAAAUAAGGGAAAGAUUAAAAAGACUGAAGUAUUAUAAGAAUUAGUGGAAGAGGAAUUGAUUUAAACUCAUGAAUCUGAAUCUGGAUUUGAAACUUACAAGAAAUUAUUUAAGGAAAGUACAAUAUUUUGUGAUUAUGGUGUAUUAAGAAAGUCUUCAAGAGCAUAAAAUUUAACUGAUUCUAAAUGUGAAUAUUUAGUAACAGUUGUUAAACACUUUUUUGAUAAUCAUAUAAUAUUAGAGUAUAAGGUAAAGAAUACAUUAGACAAUGUUACAUUAAGUGAUGUCUCUUUAGAAUUGACAAUAAAGAAUGUGAAUCUUUAAUUUGAAAGAAUUGUACCAGCAAAACAAAUUCAACCAUAAUGUGCUUCUAAUAUAUUAGUAGGAUUAUAAUUUAAUCCAAAUUUGAGAUUAGUAUCAUCUAAUAUUCAAAGUAUAUUAACAUUUACAGUAAAUGAAAAUGGAACCACUUAUUAAGAUGAAUACUAGACUGAAGAUUUUAUCAUUACUUACAGUGAUUUCUUCUUACCUAUAUAAUGGUUUAAGUAAUAUUAUUAAUAAUAAAAAUAGAAAAUUUUAGACUGAAUGGGAAUCUCUAAAAUCACAAGAAAUGUCAGCUACCUAUUAAUUGGAUUAUAAGAAUACUGAUAUUGCAAUAAAAGAAUUAGUAAAACAUUUUGGUAUUUAUUUAAGAUUUAUAAAAUAUAGGAUUUUAAAUUUGUGAUAAUUCUGAUUAAAUACAAACAUAAAAUAAAUUUCAUACUUUAUUACUAUCAGGUAAAUAUUUGGAUGCAAAGAAUGCAUUGGUGAUAUGUUAGAUAGGAUUUUAAUAGAAUAUAGGAUGUGUAUUGAAAAUUAAGUGUAAAUCUGAAGAUGAUAAUUUAAGUACAAACAUUGUUGAAACCCUUGGUUGAUA